CACCCCAUUUCCCACCAAUCACAUUUUACAGUAGCAACAUUUUCCACAGCGCCGGCAAAAAACAGCCACCCUGUUUCAAAAUUUUGAUCUGCGUAUAUACAUCCGUAUAUACCUAUAUCAUUUCACCGCGCCGGCCAUCUUCAUCCCGGAUCCAACAAUCUCCGCCCCAAUCUGGGCCACACGGUACCGCAAUGUGUCACCGUUGAAGCUUAGCUCCGAAUCUAACUUAGAUAGCACGACUCUGUUGGGGACUGAAGUCUGUUUCUGUUGUGUUUCCCAUGAAAAUACUGCGCCGCUGAUGGAAUUCACGGAAACUUACAAGCAGUCCGGUCCCUGUGCUUUCUCGCCCAACGCUCAGUUUCUCGCCGUCGCCGUCGACUACCGCCUCGUGGUCCGUGAUGUGCUUUCGCUCAAGGUUGUGCAGCUGUUCUCGUGUUUGGAUAAGAUAAGUUAUAUUGAAUGGGCACAAGAUUCUGAAUACAUAUUAUGUGGCCUUUUCAAGAGACCAAUGAUUCAGGCAUGGUCAUUGACACAGCCUGAGUGGACGUGCAAAAUAGACGAGGGUCCUGCAGGUAUUGCUUAUGCAAGGUGGAGCCCUGACAGCCGCCACAUACUUACCACGUCCGACUUCCAGCUGCGAUUAACAGUUUGGUCCUUGCUUAACACGGCAUGUGUGCAUGUACAAUGGCCAAAGCAUGCUUCUAAGGGGAUUUCUUUCACUAAAGAUGGUAAAUUCGCUGCGAUUUGCACGAGGCGUGAUUGCAAGGAUUAUAUUAAUCUUCUGUCUUGUUACACAUGGGAAAUAAUGGGUGUUUUUGCUGUCGAUACACUGGAUUUGGCUGAUAUUGAAUGGUCACCAGAUGAUAGUGCUAUAGUGAUAUGGGAUUCACCUCUUGAAUAUAAGGUUCUGAUUUACUCGCCAGAUGGGAGGUGUUUAUUCAAAUAUCUAGCAUAUGAAAGUGGACUUGGGGUGAAAAGUGUGUCAUGGUCUCCUUGUGGCCAAUUUCUUGCAGUGGGAAGUUAUGAUCAGAUGUUACGGGUUUUAAAUCAGUUGACUUGGAAAGUGUUUGCUGAAUUCAUGCACUUGAAUACUGUCCGUGCUCCUUGUUGUGCCGCUACCUUCAAGGAGGUAGAUGAGCCAUUGCAACUUGAUAUGUCUGAACUGUGUUUGAGCGAUGAUUUCAUACGUGGCAAUUCUGAAAAUCUCUCUGAAGGACACAUCCAAGUUAGGUAUGAUGUCAUGGAAUUGCCCAUUACCUUGCCUUUUCAGAAGCCUCCUUCUGACAAACCCAAUCCGAAACAAGGGAUUGGUCUGAUGGCAUGGAGCCACGACAGUCGGUAUAUCUGUACUCGCAAUGAUAGCAUGCCCACUGUUCUGUGGAUAUGGGACGUACACCAUCUUGAGCCGGCUGCCAUCUUGGUCCAAAAAGAUCCCAUCCGAGCAGCAGCCUGGGACCCCACGUGCACACGACUCCUGUUGUGCACUGGAAGCCCUCACUUAUACAUGUGGACCCCGUCGGGUGCUUACUGCGUGAACGUACCUCUGCCACAGUUUAUGAUAACUGAUCUGAAAUGGAAUUCAGAUGGGAGCUGUCUUUUGCUCAAGGACAAGGAAUCAUUCUGUUGUGCCGCUGUGCCUCUCCUUUCAGAAUCCACUGACUAUAGCUCAGAUGAUUGAAAAGGGGUAUAUUUAGCUAGCGAUUUGGUAGAAAUGUGGAAGCUCUGUCUUUCUCUCUGGUUGUUUGUUGUAAUAUUGAUGCAUUGCUGAGAAUCUAACUGUAGUCCUGAUUUAGAAGCCAUAACCAAAUAUUUGUUAGCCUAUUUUGUCAUGUUACCACAUCUUAUUAGAUAAUCAUGCUAGUAUACAUUUUAUUUUAA
Molecule: messenger RNA, 1878 nt
Organism: Rhododendron vialii
Lineage: Eukaryota; Viridiplantae; Streptophyta; Magnoliopsida; Ericales; Ericaceae
Exons: 6
Coding region: 299-1678 (459 amino acids)
Biological process (GO): mitotic sister chromatid segregation; microtubule anchoring at mitotic spindle pole body; protein localization to mitotic spindle pole body
Cellular component (GO): mitotic spindle; microtubule organizing center; MWP complex
Molecular function (GO): protein binding
Source: RefSeq, a predicted model, not a curated record